AUGUCGGUAGCAUCGCUAGUUCCUGCGAACAGCCAGAGAAGCAGAGCGACGGCUGUGAAGUCUUUCGAAGACUUCCUUGCGAAGAAGGAGGUGACGCUCACAGAAGUGCAUGAUCGUAUUUCUAAGGACAGCACAGAUAUAAAGACUAUCAUCUCGGCUCUCUACAUGCACGCUUCCGCCAACUCCGACUACCUGGAUGCGGCGCUAGUGGCGUUGAUGUGGUACCUCUACGGUCGUGGUUCUGAGGCUGAGCAAUUGGAGAAAGCCCAGCUGUGUGUAUACCCCGGCGGUAUGAUAUUUCUCCGCUUUAAGCAUGUGAUGACUGCUUCGCAACAGGGAAUCUCCCUGUUUAAGGAUCCUAACGAUCCCUUCACGUGCCCGUUACACGUACUAGCUGUCGCUCUCGCCCUUCAACCCGCUCCAGGAACUCGCAUCUUCCCGCAAAUUGCUGCCGUACCUGCGCUGUCCGCGUCCGACGACCAAGACGACGAUGGCGAGCUGGGGCUGAUUGCGCAGCUAGACCGCGAGCUUGCGGAAGCACCUACAUGCAAGACUCCACAGCCACGUCGAGCCAACUCGGCCCCUGGUGCCCAAGCUUAUAUCAAUAGACUAUUAGUCACGGUUAGUGGACUGCCGGCAGCAAAGGAGAGUGGACUCACGAAGGGACUUACCUCGCACUCCUUCAGAAGAGGUGGGGCCAUGCACGCCAACGCCGACAGUCGCAUUAGCCCGAACUGGGUUGUUGAACGCGGGGGCUGGAAUAUGUCGCGCGUGAGCAAGGCGUUUUCCUACAUGCUGAACACAACACACGAAGAUCAACAAGUUGCGCGCCAAUUGAGCGGGUGGAACCCACAAGCGGGCGCCCGACUUCCAGACCUUACCGCCCUGGACGGAGUCGUCCGAGCGCGCGUGCUCGAAGUGUUGAUGGCGACCUUGAUCCUUCACUUCCCCGAGAUGGAACGCCAUCGCUUGGAUAGCCCGUACGCCUCCGAGCUGUUGGCAUGGUCGAUCACCCUCCGAGCUGCAUUCAAACCACCUGCAGAAGAGAAACAAGAAACAGCGGCCGAGUCCUCUCAAAACAUGAUCCGUGUUCUCGAAAAGCUGUCGCAGCAGCUCGACGAGCUAUUGCUCCGCCAAACACGCGUAGAGGAAAGGCUGGCUGUUUUGGGGGCGAACGCAGAAUCUAUUGACAAGAAAACAAACACUACCGAGCAGCAGCACGAAGACCUGGAUCCGGCCUCGCCAGCGUACAAGGCGGAGGUCCACGCUGUUGGAGUCGAAGCCGAGAAGAAGACGCUUGAAUACUUGGCUGCACAAGGCUCCCAGGCUGUAGCCGUUGGCUCGGUCGUCAAAGCCAUGCGCGCGCUUCACAAAGCAGGCCACCUUUCCGUCCUCCUUGACCAGUUUCGCGAGCGCUACUAUGAAGGCGAAGUCAUCGACCCGACACCCAAUUCUGCCCUUCCGCCAUUUCUGCUCUUCACCUAA
Messenger RNA from Phytophthora sojae, 1485 nucleotides. RefSeq lists its product as hypothetical. The transcript is spliced from 6 exons. Gene Ontology annotation, molecular function: DNA binding. The record is from RefSeq and is a predicted model, not a curated record. The coding region runs from base 1 to 1485 and encodes 494 amino acids. NCBI's taxonomy places the organism in Eukaryota, Oomycota, Peronosporomycetes, Peronosporales, Peronosporaceae. Gene Ontology annotation, biological process: DNA recombination; DNA integration.